Messenger RNA from Porites lobata, 2365 nucleotides. The record is from the annotation of a GenBank genome assembly. NCBI's taxonomy places the organism in Eukaryota, Metazoa, Cnidaria, Anthozoa, Scleractinia, Poritidae.
AUGGGCUGCACUAAUUCGCACGGGAUCGAAAAAUCGGUCAUUGAAUACCCGUUCGCUUCCAUCGAGAAAACGGUAAUUCCCUUGACUGAGGAUCAAAUAAAAAUUGUACGAGAAACUUGGGACAUUAUCGAACCACACAAGAAAGAAAUUGGGGUCAAUGUUUACGUACGGUAAGAUGAAUUUUGUUAUAAUUGCAUGUGACCGCUAGAUGUGAUAUUAACAGUGAAGUUAGAAGUAAAGGCCAGUAUUGUUAACACACCAUAGAUGUAAUUUCGUAAGACUCAUUUUUUAAAAAAGUAAAUAAAGAAAAUACAACAUACUGUUUGAAAACCUGCAAACGAAAAUAUAAUUAAAAAAAUAGCAUUUUGUCAAGUUUACGAUUACGUGCAACAAAAUCUUGUAUCAAGUGACAGCCUGCUUUUGAAAUAAGGACAAAAGUCUGCACAACUCAGAUGGUUGCAAAUUACGCCAGAAAAUUGAAAUUUUUCUUGAAUUUAUGUUUCCGAGAAUCAAACUGAUAUUAUCCUUCUUCCAUAAUUCCUCAUGUAGUUAAAUAUAUUAAUUACCAUUUGGAAGACCUGAGGUCUUUAGCUAGUACUGAUGAUUUUAUGUCACCAAUUCAAUGUUUUAAGAAUCCCGUGGUUUCUUUCAAAGAAAAAGUUUCUCCUGUUUUUUUUUAUGCUUUUUUCCUCCUGAAAUGAAAGAAGUUGGUUUAUAAUUAAAAGCAAGAGGGGAUAAAGCCUUGAUAAAAGAAAGAAAGAAAGAAAAAGAGAUGAUAAGAUAAACGAAAAUUGUAAACGUAAACCAUGAACGACGGUUCUCUCAUGGACGUCACAGCUUUAAAACGUAACGCGCAUAAUAGAAUAGAGGCAAUGCAUGAAAGGUCGAGCGUAAACGUAAAAUUUGAAACUCGCUCAUCACCUUUUACGUUUACGCGCGAUAACUCGCCGGUAUAAUGCCUCUGUUUUAUUGUCACGCACGUACGUACGCACGUAAAAAUUACGCGAUAGUGGAAAGACUGUCAAUAUGCUGUUAACCGAAGUAAAAUUGAUCUGAAAUACUAAAAUUGCACUGUUGUUGUUACUUAGAUUUCUAUCCAUGAAUCCUACCCUAAAAGCUUCCUUUCCUGACUUUAAAGACAUCUCAGUUGAUGAGAUAAAUCAGAGAAACAGCCAUCCCAGAAGAUUAAUGGCGGCCAUUGAAAACUCCGUCAACUCGCUGAACGACGUGGAAACAUUUACUGAAUACGUGACAGAGUUAGGAAGAAGGCACUCAAGGUACAGCCUUAAACCUACCAAAGCUUAUGUAAGUAUUCAUUACUAAAGAUUAUUUAUGCGAGGACAGAGUGGUCAUAAAAGCCCACCAUGCCACCCGGCAUUUAGGGUACGAUAAAAGAUUAGUGAGGUCCUUACUUUUUGCGCUUUGCUCGUUCAGGAAUGGGGAUGGGGAGGAUGACGCAAUGGUGAGAGAUGUCGCCUCCUACCAGUGGGCUACCAAUUUUGCUCGGGUUCGAAUCCCGACGUCGACGCCGACGCCAUAUAUGGAUUGAGGUUAUUGUUGGUUCUCUCCUCAGGCUUCUCCGAGAGGUUUUUCUCCGCGUACUCCGGUUUUCCUCUCCCCUCAAAAAUUAACACUCUUUUAAAAAUUCCAAUUCGAUCUGAGCGCAUGGACACGUUUCAACGAGUCCUUAGUAUUCCGUAGGUGAACAAAUUACAAAAAAAAAAAAUUACAAUUACCAUAACAAUGCAUGCUAUGCAGGCUUUGCCCUAUUACCAGAGAUGCAACUUAGAGAACCCCAUCCUUUUCUCUGUGUCUAAACCGGCUGAUUAAACUCUUUGUUUUUGUUUUUGCUCCCGAAGCCGCGAUCGAUAUCCUUUUGGACCAGGCCAAGGGUAAACGCCGGUGUUGUAGUACGUAAAUGAUUGAUGAAAUUUUAGGGGACGGUCGUUCAAUAAGGGUGCAAAAAUUGAUUUUAAAUAUGUUAUCUUUUAAAAUCAAGACAUUUUUUUAUUGCUGAACAUUGCUUUCUUCUAGCGAUGUUUUUAACUUAGCUAUAUAGAUACUAUUAAAAGUAAAUUUCACAGGAAAAGGGAUGGCCGCGGUCCAAAAUCAGUUUCUUACUUUUUUAACUUAUCUCCUAAAAGUAACUUAAGCUGAACAAGGUUGCCUUACUCUCAUGGAAUGUUUUCAUUAAUAGCACGAUCUCUUUUACGAAUCGCAGUUCAGGGAUCUAGAGAAGGCGUUUCUUCGCAGCUUAAAAGACCACCUUCAAUCUUGUUGGAGAGUAGAGGUUGAGGAGAGCUGGGUACGACUGUUCAACUUCAUGGCUUGUAUUAUGCUCAAGGGACUCAGCUCCAAGACUUAG